UUGGAGCAGGGAAAUCAAUACCAUGGGAGUGCGCAAGAGAAGUCUUAGCUUGAACCUAACAGAACUGGACUACGAAUUUCAUUACUUUAUUAAGAAUAUGAGUUGCAGGGCGAUGAUGAGACUUCCCUAUUCGUAUCGUUGCAAGAUGGCCACCCAAGUCGUUGACUGCGAACGGAUCAUCAACUUCUUCAAUUACUUCAGGAUGAUGUACUGUUCCAUUGACAUUGAUGACAAGACGACAGAGGUCCUGUUCAUGCUUCUAUUUGCGCUGAUUUGUGUGGCCUUCCUGUGGCUAAUGUCCUUCAGCAUUGGCACCUACUUUUCGCCAGUCCUCAAGAUAAUCUCGCUGAAGCUGCACAUGAAUGAGUACCUGGCGGGCGUUACCCUGCUGGCAUUCGGCAACUGUAGUCCUGAAAUAAUUGCCAACUUCAUGCCUGUAAGGGCAGAUGCACCGCUCUUUACCAUAGCCGUGGGCAAUGCUCUGGCCAUCAUUCUGCUGGCCGGCGGAACCGUGUGUUUCCUUAGGCCCUUCAAAAUGAACGGACAUUGCAUUCUACGGGAUCUUUUGUUCCUGCUGCUGGGCGUUGAGGUCCUGCGAUAUGUGAUGAUAACAAGGCAAGGAGCAGUAGUCUUGGGGGAAGCAAUCGUGCUGUUCCUAAUUUACGUUCUCUAUGUGGCCGUUAAUGUAGCCGAUGUGGUUAUAUUACGUUUCUACAUGAAAAAACUUCGUAAGGAAGUGGACUAUCUGGGGAAUCUGACUCCUCCACCGACGAAAGAAUUGCGGGAAAAGCUGCGGAGACUGGCUUCAAUGGAAGAGGAGGAUGACAUAGGAAUCAAUGACACAACGAAGUAUCGUCGGUCCAGGGAUUCGGGCACCCACUUCUCCGAUACGACGAGUAGCGGCUACUUUGUCACCCCCCGACCGGAAAAACGAUCCGAGAACGUUGACUACGAGGCCAAUCGCACGAAUCUGCAUAAUGCGGAAAAUCCCAAAAACCUCCUGCUGUUCACCGAGUUCCUCCAGUCCCUGAACCCCAUCGAUGGGGAGGCCUGGCAGCUGGGUGGCAGCUGCAAUCGGUUGUACUUGAUUGUCCGGUGCCCCCUGGUAUUCGUACUGCUGCUCUUCAUUCCUGUGGUGGACUACGAGAAGGACAAGCAUGGUUGGAGCAAGUUGCUCAACUGCACGCAGAUUGUGACUAAUCCGUUUGUGGUCAUUACCCUGGUGCAUUCUGCGAUUACCAGUGUCUAUCACACCUGGUACAUAACCCUCGACAUCAGCUUUUCGAUGUGGUCGCCCUGCCUAACAGUUCCGCUGGCCAUAGUGAUCUUCUGGCAUUCGCGGACGGACGUACCGCCGUUCUAUCACCACCUGUUUAUCAUCCUCAGCUUUUUCAGUUCCAUGGUGACCCUCUGGGUGACUGUCACCGAACUGGAGGUGCUCUCCGAGAUCGUGGGCAUUGUUUUCGACCUAUCCGAGACCUUCAUGGCGGUCACCUUUGAGGCCGUUUCGAAUGCCACCCCCGAUAUUAUAGCCAAUUCCCAGCUGGCCAUGCAGGGUUACGGGCGAAUGGCCUUCGCCGCCAUUAUUGGAGGACCAGUUUUUGCGGUUUUAGUUACCAUGAGCGUGGCCUUCAUCUUCAAUCACAGGGUUCGCGAGGCGGGAGCCAAUUCGUGGGUGUACGGCGAUCUAGGUCAAAACUGCUAUAUUUUCUUGGUCAUAACCAUCGUGACCACGUUGUGGUGGAGUGUAACAUUCGACUUUUACGCCCGACGAUCCGCCGGAGUUUUCCUGUGGCUCAUUUAUUUCCUAUUCCUCAUCUAUGCAGUUUUCGUGGAGUGGGAAGUUGUGCAUGCAUUUUCCAGAGAUGAAUAUAUUGACCCAAUAUGA
Drosophila takahashii is the source of this 1888-nucleotide messenger RNA. Its product is annotated as mitochondrial sodium/calcium exchanger protein. Gene Ontology annotation, cellular component: membrane. The record is from RefSeq and is a predicted model, not a curated record. Gene Ontology annotation, molecular function: calcium:sodium antiporter activity. Gene Ontology annotation, biological process: monoatomic cation transport; intracellular calcium ion homeostasis; transmembrane transport. NCBI's taxonomy places the organism in Eukaryota, Metazoa, Arthropoda, Insecta, Diptera, Drosophilidae.